AUGGCCACAGGCUCUGCACCGCUGGGCCUCAUGUCCUCGUCCAUAGGAAGGGGCCCUACAGGCUCUGCCCCACAGGCUCUCGUGGGGCUUGGCGAGGCAGUGCCCGGCACAGCCGCUGUGACAGCUGGGCUGGUGUGGUGGCGACCUCCUAUGAAGUCGUGUAAAUCCUGCCCCCAGCCCUCGGGCCCUACAGGAAGCCCUGCUCCGUGCCUUCGAAGGGGUGGACUGUGUCUUCCACGUGGCCUCCCACGGCAUGUCUGGCGCCGAGAAGUUUGUGUCCGCCGGGGAGUUCCAAGGCUCGUCUACACCAGCACCGUCAACGUCGCUUUCGGCGGGAAGCCCAUCGAGCAGGGCGAUGAGGACUCGGUGCCGUACUUCCCGCUGGAGAAGCACAUGGACGACUACUCCCGGACCAAAGCCAUCGCCGACCAGCUGACCCUCACGGCCAACGGCACGCCUCUCCCAGGAGGAGGCACUCUACGCACCUGUGUACUCCGGCCCCCGGGGAUCUACGGCCCUGAAGAGCAGAGGCACCUGCCCCGUGUGGCGAGCCACAUUAAGAAGAGGCUGUUCAUGUUCCGAUUCGGGGACCGCAGGACCAGGAUGAACUGGGUCCACGUGCACAAUCUGGUGCAGGCGCACGUGCUGGCGGCCGAGGCCCUCACUGCGGCCAAGGGCUACGUGGCCAGCGGCCAAGCCUACUACAUCAAUGACGGGGAGAGCGUCAACCUGUUUGAGUGGAUGGCUCCACUGUUUGAGAAGCUGGGGUACAGCCAGCCCUGGAUCCAGGUACCUACCUCCUUGGUUUACCUGACAGCCACGGUGAUGGAGUACCUGCACCUGGCCCUGAGGCCCAUCUGCAGCGUCCCGCCGCUGCUCACCCGGAGUGAGGUGCACAGCGUGGCCGUCACGCACACCUUCCGGAUCGGCAAGGCCCGCGCCCAGCUGGGCUACGCUCCGGACAAGUUCAACUUCGCGGACGCCGUGGAGCGAUACGUGCAGACCACGGCCCGGCGGCCCCGCGGCCCCAGGGCGCGGGCGCUCCUGCGGCUGCUGCUCGGGCUGCUGCUGCUCCUCGGGCUGCUCGCCGCGGCCCUGCACUUCCUUCGCCUGCAGCCGUCCGUCGUCUGACCAUCGGCCGGUUUGUCCUGGUCCCGCCUCUGCUCCACCCUCCGGCCUCGGACCGCCCCUGCCCGUUCCGGAGCCAUGGCCACGCCCCUGCCUGUCCUCCGGGUCUUGGUCCUGCUUCUCGCUCCGGCCCGGCCCGGUACCGAUGAGGUCCUAGCCUUAGGCCCGCUCCGUCUGACGGGACUUCUCCCCACCCCUGUCCAGACCUGGGUCGCCCCGGGUCUUCCUGUUUUGGGUCCUCCUUUUCCUGGACCCGGGGGUGCGCCUGAGCCCACCCUUGUUGCUCCUCC
Molecule: messenger RNA, 1418 nt
Organism: Myotis davidii
Lineage: Eukaryota; Metazoa; Chordata; Mammalia; Chiroptera; Vespertilionidae
Gene: SDR42E2
Product: short chain dehydrogenase/reductase family 42E, member 2
Exons: 10
Coding region: 1-1131 (376 amino acids)
Biological process (GO): steroid biosynthetic process
Molecular function (GO): 3-beta-hydroxy-Delta5-steroid dehydrogenase (NAD+) activity
Source: RefSeq, a predicted model, not a curated record